AUGCCAACAGCCAUUAGCCCGUCUGUGGCCCCACAGACAGGGGCUGGGCCCAAGUCCCCAGGGCCGGUUCCCCUCCCGGCCCAGGGCAAGACCACUGAGGCCGGGGGCGCUAACCCAAGUGGCAUCUACUCAGCCAUCAUCAGCCGCAAUUUUCCUAUCAUCGGAGUGAAAGAGAAGACAUUUGAGCAGCUUCAUAAGAAAUGUCUAGAGAAGAAGGUUCUUUAUGUGGAUCCUGAGUUCCCACCGGAUGAGACCUCCCUCUUCUAUAGCCAGAAGUUUCCCAUCCAGUUCGUCUGGAAGAGACCUCCGGAAAUUUGCGAGAAUCCCCGAUUUAUCAUUGGUGGAGCCAACAGAACUGACAUCUGUCAAGGAGAAUUAGGGGACUGCUGGUUUCUCGCCGCCAUUGCUUGUCUGACCCUCCACGAGCACCUGCUUUUCCGCGUCAUACCCCAUGAUCAGAGUUUCAUCGAAAACUAUGCAGGGAUCUUCCACUUCCAGUUCUGGCGCUAUGGAGACUGGGUGGACGUGGUUAUUGAUGACUGCCUGCCAACCUACAACGAUCAGCUGGUUUUCACCAAAUCCAACCACCGAAAUGAGUUUUGGAGCGCUCUGCUGGAGAAGGCUUAUGCGAAGCUGCAUGGUUCCUACGAAGCUCUGAAAGGUGGGAACACUACAGAGGCCAUGGAGGACUUCACGGGAGGGGUCACAGAGUUUUUUGAGAUUAAGGAUGCUCCCAGAGACAUGUACAAGAUCAUGAAGAAAGCCAUCGAGAGAGGCUCCCUCAUGGGCUGCUCCAUUGAUGAUGGCACAAACAUGACCUAUGGAACCUCUCCUUCUGGGCUGAAAAUGGGGGAGUUGAUUGCACGGAUGGUGAGGAAUAUGGAUAACUCGCUGCUCGGCCCCACGGGCUCAGAUGACAGACCGACCCGGACGAUUGUUCCGGUUCAGUAUGAGACAAGGAUGGCUUGUGGGCUAGUCAGAGGACAUGCCUACUCCGUCACUGGGCUGGAGGAGACCAUGUUCAAGGAUGAGAAGGUGAAGCUGGUGCGGCUGCGGAACCCCUGGGGCCAGGUGGAGUGGACCGGCUCCUGGAGUGAUGGUUGGAAGGACUGGAGCUUUGUGGACAAAGAUGAGAAGGCCCGUCUGCAGCACGAGGUCGCUGAGGAAGGCGAGUUCUGGAUGUCCUACGACGAUUUCGUCUACCAUUUCACAAAGCUGGAGAUCUGCAACCUCACAGCUGAUGCCCUGGAGUCCGACAAGCUUCAGACCUGGACGGUGUCCGUGAAUGAGGGCCGCUGGGUGAGGGGCUGCUCCGCUGGCGGCUGCCGCAACUUCCCAGACACGUUCUGGACCAACCCGCAGUACCGCCUGAAGCUCCUGGAGGAGGACGAUGACCCCGAGGACUCAGAGGUGAUCUGCAGCUUCCUGGUGGCCCUGAUGCAGAAGAACCGGCGGAAGGACCGGAAGCUGGGGGCCAACCUCUUCACCAUCGGCUUCGCCAUUUACGAGGUUCCCAAAGAGAUGCAUGGGAACAAGCAGCACCUGCAGAAGGACUUCUUCCUGUACAACGCCUCCAAGGCCAGGAGCAAAACCUACAUCAACAUGCGCGAGGUGUCCGAGCGCUUCCGCCUGCCUCCCAGCGAGUACGUCAUCGUGCCCUCCACCUACGAGCCCCACCAGGAGGGAGAAUUCAUCCUCCGGGUCUUCUCUGAGAAGAGGAACCUCUCUGAGGAUGUUGAAAAUACAAUCUCCGUGGACCGGCCAGUGAAAAAGAAAAAACCCAAGCCGAUCAUCUUCGUUUCGGACAGAGCAAACAGCAACAAGGAACUGAGUGUGGACCAGGAAGCAGAGGAGGGCAAAGACAAAACGGGUCCCGAUAAGCAAGAGAAAGCCCCACAGCCACGGCCUGGCAACACCGACCAGGAAACCGAAGAGCAGCAGCACUUCCAGAACAUUUUCAAGCAAAUAGCGGGUGAUGACAUGGAGGUCUGUGCAGAUGAGCUCAAGAAUAUCCUGAACUCAGUUUUGAACAAACACAAGGACCUGAAGACACAAGGGUUCACGCUGGAGUCCUGCCGUAGCAUGAUUGCUCUCAUGGACACAGAUGGCUCUGGGAGGCUGAACUUGCAAGAGUUCCAUCACCUCUGGAAGAAGAUCAAAGCCUGGCAGAAAAUUUUCAAGCACUACGACACAGACCAAUCAGGCACCAUCAACAGCUACGAGAUGCGAAAUGCAGUCAACGAUGCAGGAUUCCACCUCAACAGCCAGCUCUACGACAUCAUCACCAUGAGGUACGCAGACAAAUACAUGAACAUCGACUUCGACAGUUUCAUCUGCUGCUUCGUCAGGCUGGAGGGCAUGUUCAGAGCUUUCAAUGCAUUUGACAAGGACGGAAACGGCAUCAUCCAACUCAACGUUCUAGAGUGGCUGCAGCUCACCAUGUAUGCCUGAACCAAGCUGGCCUCAGCCAGGGCCGUGCGGGAUCACUCAGGAUUUGUUUCACCCAAUAUAGCUAGAACCACUUACCUCAAAGGUUGCGGUAGCUGCCUCCAGGCGCCCCGGCAGGCCUCCAGGCGCCUCAUCGGUCUUGUUCCUCCUCGACUUCACUGCCCACUCAGCCUCAGGGCAUCUGUCCAUUUGUCAUGCCCAAACCAACCCUUUCGUUAAGGAACUUUGUCCCUUAACUGGAGGCAAGUGUCUGUCUGCCUCAGCCAGUGGUAGUCCAGCGGAGAUUUGCUUGGAACCUGAGCAGCCUCAGCUCUGAAAGCAAAUGCUCUCCUUCGCGGCAGUGCCCUGGGCUGUUCACAGAAGCCUUAGCUGAUGGCACUCCGUACCUCCUGCGCUGGAUCCCUCUACCGCCCACCACACUAUCACCAAACAAGCCCUUGGUUCUGGUUAUUUCAGGAUGGGCCUGCUCUGGAGGAAACUAGCUCAGUGACAGAGAGCUGGAGACUUUGGGUUGUCUGACUCAUCAGUUUGGCUGCUUUCUGAAAAGAAGUAGAUCUAAA
Eptesicus fuscus (big brown bat) is the source of this 3008-nucleotide messenger RNA. It is a transcript of the gene CAPN3, whose product is annotated as calpain 3. Gene Ontology annotation, cellular component: cytoplasm. The record is from RefSeq and is a predicted model, not a curated record. The transcript has 24 exons. Bases 1 to 2451 code for a protein of 816 amino acids. Lineage: Eukaryota; Metazoa; Chordata; Mammalia; Chiroptera; Vespertilionidae. Gene Ontology annotation, biological process: proteolysis; negative regulation of apoptotic process. Gene Ontology annotation, molecular function: calcium ion binding; calcium-dependent cysteine-type endopeptidase activity.